This is a messenger RNA of Equus quagga, 2530 nucleotides long. RefSeq lists its product as uncharacterized. Bases 1 to 1062 code for a protein of 353 amino acids. The record is from RefSeq and is a predicted model, not a curated record. Lineage: Eukaryota; Metazoa; Chordata; Mammalia; Perissodactyla; Equidae. The transcript is spliced from 6 exons. Gene Ontology annotation, biological process: regulation of DNA-templated transcription.
AUGCCCCCCCCCCAGACCCCCGAGGCUGCCUCCAGCCGCCUCACUCACGCAGGACAUGCGUCUCCAUCCUCUCGCAAAAAGAGCUUUGAUUUAUACCAUUUUGGGCCGAGCCCCAGAAACUGCUGCACCCGGACACUAACACACCUGGAAACCCAGACAGUCAGGUCGCAGGACCAGGCCCCGCCCCUCUGGGCCCCGCCCCCAAGUCGACUCCCGCCCUGCGCGCUUCCUGCCCAGUGCGUGCUGCUGGAACCGUCCCGCCCCACUGUGGCCCCGCCCACUCCCGCCCACUGCGCACGCGCACGCGCACGCGCACGCGCACGCCCCUGCUUAACUGAAACCGAGCGAGGCGCGCAAUCGGGUGAACGAGUUCGUUUUCGCUUCAGACGUGCCCUUUGCUGCUUCCUCCAGCCCCGCGUACGUUCAAACAAACCCCUUCGUCCCCCUCGUCCCUGGCCCGAGUGUGUCUGCUCAGCCUCAGGCAGCUACUCCAGAGGAUUAGCUCGCCAGGAUUCUGGUUGGUCAACUUGCCCAGGCUUAGUCUUUGGACCUCUUCUCUUGCUACUCCACCAUCUUUCCAUAUCAACUCAUCUCAUCGCUGUCAACACCUUGAGGUCUCUCAGUUUCACGUCUCCAGCCCAGACCUCUCCUCUGAACUUCAGGCUCCUGUGUCCAGCUGUCUCCUCGACAUCUCUGGUGGGACAUCCAGCAGGCAUCUCCACCUUAAGAUGUCCAAAGAUGAUCUCCUGGACGUCCCCAAAUGUGUUCUCCUGCAGUCCUCCACAUCUCAACUUUGACGUCUCAAGACUCCACUUGCCUGAGAAAGAAGCUCAGAUGAAGAGGAAAGAAAAGGAAUCAGGAAUGGCACUUUCUCAGGGACAGUUGACAUUCAGAGAUGUGGCCAUCGAGUUCUCUCAGGAGGAGUGGGAAUGCCUGGACUCCGCUCAGAGGGCCUUGUACAGGGACGUGAUGGUGGAGAACCUCAGGAACCUGCUCUCCCUGGGUGAGGAGAGCUGCCUCCAGAAGUCAGGAUCUGCCCUACAUCUAUCAAGGGCACCGUGACAGUUUUGAUCACGUUUAUUAAUGGUCAUCGCCUUUGUGCUGGCAACUAUUGUUGGCGCCACAUUGUGCAUCCCCUGUGUGUGCUGCUGUUCAUUCUUCAACAAACAUGAUAUUGAUGCAUCAUAUUGAAGGAGUUCAUGAAACUGAACGACGUGCACGAUGUUGAAGUCUACCUUAAUUUAUUUUGUUUAGGCUACUGUUGCUUUCAUCUUGCACAUUUCCAUGUGUUAGAAAUGAACUUGCUUUUUGUUUAUUUAAUCAUUAGUUACAUGUUUUUGAUGACGCUCAUAGGGUUCUUUGUUUUAUAUCUGUAUUUGUGCGACUGUUGAAUCAGGGAAUAAAUAUUGUUUUAUAUAUUAUCCAGGAAGAUUUACUAAUUGAGUGUUGAGGGUUACAGCUCAGUACCAAUUUCCCCAAAAUCUGUACAAACUGUAGAAUUUUGUGAAAAGAUAGUCUUAAUUAUUCCUUUUACUUCUAUUUCACCUGAGACAACUGCAGAUGUCGGUUCAAAGCUCAGUGUCACCUGUGCUUCUGACUAACUGGCAGUAGAUCAGAGGUUCCAACGACCCUUUCCUUGGGUUCGAUUAAUUUCCUGGAGCGGCUCACAGAACUGAGGGAAACACGUUUACCAGUUUAUUAAAGGAUGUGAUAAAGGAUACAGUUGAACAGCCAGAUGAGGAGAUGCGCAGUGUGCGGAAGGGGAGCGUCCCGAGAGCAGGAGUUGCUGUCCCUGUGGAGUUGAGGUGUGUCACCCUCCCAGUGUGGAUGUGUUCCCCGGCCUGGAAGCUCUCUGAACCCACUACUACAGGAAUUCUAUGGAGGAUUCCUCAUGUAACCGUGAUCAAUUAUUAUCUCCAUUUCCAGCCCCUCUUCCCUCUCUGGAGGAUGGGGAGUGGGGUUGAAAAUGCCAAGCUUCUAAUCAGGCUUGGUCUUUCUGGUGACCAGCCCCCAUUCAGGAGCCCACCCAGAGUCUCCUCAGUGGAACAAAAGAUGCUCCUAGUGCUCCUAUCACUUAGGAAACUAAAAGGGUUUCAGGAGCUCUGUGUCAGGAAUCCGGGGCAGAGAACAAUAUAUAUUUUUUCUAUUAUCUCAUGCCACGUCUCAAACCAAAGUCAGUAAAUUAACAUCUCUGGGCUAGGAACCACUUAUUAUAAUUUUAAACCUAACCAGGUGAUUCUGAUGUGCAAAUAGAGAACCAUUCUCUUUUUGCGCUAAUCACACUUCAACCUACAUAUGAAACACAUGGAAUUAUUAUUAAGAACCCAGAUACUGGUCCGGUAGGCCUGGCUUGUGCCUGAGGGUUUGUAUUUCUUGCAAGCUACAGGGCCCUGGAUUAUACUGUGUGUACCUCAGUCCUCUUAGGUAAAUAAGAUUCGAUGCAGAAAAAUAAAGAAAAUGGAACAGAAGUGAUAAAUGUCAAAACACCUGUAAUACAUGAUAUAUUUCAGAGAGUUUUGUUAAUAUUGAA